UUGGUCAGGUUUGACAGUUAGUAUCAACCAAUCAGCAAUGAUAAUUUGCCCGCCAUUUUUUAGUCAUGGCGGUUAGGAGGUUUGGUGUCGUUGAUGCAUUCUUGGUAGAACCAUCAAGCGGAACAGUCAAGGAGAAGUAAAGUUUUACAACAUCUCAGAAGUGUCCAGAACCUGCCUACAUGGUGGAUAUACUUACCACGGAGUGUACAUCAUGUCAAGAACAUCUGCCUCCAGUGAGACUGCUGGGCGCCUUCCGUUGGUCCUGAGGAAAAACCGAAUAAUAAGUAUGUCAAGUGAGAGCUCGGAUGACGAUAUACCUCCGAUAAUUGUUAGAAGACGUCACCGCCCCAUCGUUAGCAAUAAUGAUGAUAAUGAUGGAUUGAACACUAGCACGCGCGAGGGUACAAAGCGCAAACAAGUCGUUGCAGAUGAGGACGCACAUUCUAAUUCAAAGCGCCGUAAAUCGGGAGGAUCUGGCAGCACCGUCAACGUUAAAGAUUUGAUUGAAGCACUUAACAGCAGAAGUAAACCGUCCAUCAGUUCUCAUCAAAUGUUGAAUGCUUUACCGGAGUUCGAUCCCGAUAAUAAGAGUCAAAAUAUCGAGAUCUGGUUGCACAAGGUAAAUGAGUACGCUCGAAUAUAUGAAUGGGACGAUGUCCAAACAUCUCACUAUGCGACACAAAAGUUGGUCGGUACAGCUAAGAAAUGGCUUUAUUCGCUACCAAGCCUGAAUUUUACGUGGCCAGACUGGCAAGUAAAACUACGUCGUGCCUUUCCAAUUGACGACAACUUUGCACUUAUGUUGGAAGAAAUGUUUGCUCGAAAAACUAAAGCCGAUGAGAGUUUGCGCACAUAUUUCUACGACAAAUUGAUGCUGUUGAAUAGAUGCGAAAUCACCGGUAAAAAGGCAGUAGAUUGUCUUAUCCACGGCAUAUCGGAUGUAUCGAUGAGAAAUAGUGCGCAGGCACUUAAAUGCGUAGAGCCGGAAGACUUAUUACAAUAUUUUGUAAUUCAACAACCCGAAAAAGCCUUCUCAUUCACACAAAAGAAACGGGGCUAUGCUGAAGGAAUGGAAAGAAGAAUAUUUCGCAAGAUACGUUGUUUUAACUGCGGUGUUGAUGGACACACAUCAAAUAGAUGUCCUCAGAAGAAAGAAAUUCCGAAUACGAAGUCAUCGACCUGCUUUAAUUGUAAAGAAGAGGGACAUCGAUUUAGUAACUGUCCCAAGACACUUAUGAAGUGUAAAGCUUGUGGCAUGAUUGGCCACAAUGAUCAAAACUGUCGGUUUCCCUCUUCUAAAAACGCAACAAAGACUGAAAAGGUGUUGAAUAUUAUUAGUUCUAAUAGCAAUGAAAAAUUUGUUAAAGAAAUUGAUGUUAAUAAUAAAUCAGUACAUGCUUACAUUGACUUUGGUAGCGACUGUUCCCUUAUGAAUUCAACCGAAGCUGAAAACUUAAAACUGGACAAAAUUUUCUCUGAUUUACCGGCAAUAAAAGGAUUUGGCAAUUUCCUUGUAACACCCAUGCAUAAAUCUAAAGUGACAGUCCAGGUUGAUGAAGUACCACUAUCUGAAGGAAGCAAACACUUAUCAGCUUUCGUCACCCCGGACGGCCACUACGAAUUUAAUCGCAUGCCGUUCGGGUUAGCUAAUGCACCUGCAGUGUUCCAGAAGAUGAUUGUCAAGCUCUCCGUCUGA
Molecule: messenger RNA, 1696 nt
Organism: Cydia fagiglandana
Lineage: Eukaryota; Metazoa; Arthropoda; Insecta; Lepidoptera; Tortricidae
Exons: 4
Coding region: 212-1696 (494 amino acids)
Biological process (GO): positive regulation of cytoplasmic translation
Cellular component (GO): cytoplasm
Molecular function (GO): single-stranded RNA binding; zinc ion binding; mRNA binding
Source: RefSeq, a predicted model, not a curated record